Messenger RNA from Plectropomus leopardus (leopard coralgrouper), 2932 nucleotides. Lineage: Eukaryota; Metazoa; Chordata; Actinopteri; Perciformes; Serranidae. The record is from RefSeq and is a predicted model, not a curated record.
GGUGGAUGUGAUGGAGCAGCUCAUCCAGUCCUCAGAUCUGUUUGUCAUGCAGGUGGAGAUGGAUGUUUACACUGCUCUGAAAAAGUGGAUGUUUCUGCAGCUGAAUUCCUCAUGGGACGGCCCGAUCAAGCAGCUUCUGGCUGACGCUGAUGCCUGGCUUUGCAAACGCAGGACAGACCUGUGUGAGAAAGAACCCUUCUUGAACACAGAGGAGGGGGAACCUUUCCGUUCAGUGUUCAAAUACGUUCGUCUCCAGUAUAUAAUCAACGAUCUCGCGUCUGCACGCAUCCUGGAGAGGGACAACAUUUUGCCCCCUGAUUGGUUGACGUCAGUGUACAAAAACCAGUGGUUUGCUAUGCUGCGGACAGAAUUUGACAAUGACAACGGUCCACAGGAGGCUAACAAAGACGAGUUUGAGCUGAGCAGUAUGAGAUGUGGCAGGAAACUGACCAAAGAUGGAGAUUACUGCUGGCGGUGGACAGGCUUUAACUUUGGUUUUGACCUGCUGGUGACCUACACAAACCGCUUCAUAGUCUUCAAGAGAAAUACUCUGAGUCAGCCAUGUGGGGGCGCUGUGAGUCUGCAACCUCGGAGGCAUCUGGCAUUCAGGUUACGUCUGGCCUCCUUUGAUAAUCGUGGAAAGCUGGUCUGCAGUCGCUCAACAGGUUACCAGCUUCUCACUCUGGAGAAAGACCAGGAGUAUGUGGUGAUGAACCUGGACAGCCGGUUGUUAACAUUCCCCCUCUACGUGUGCUGUAACUUCCUGUAUACGUCGCCUCACUCGGACCACCGUCCCGACUCCUCAGAACAAGAGAGCACGACUCACAGCGUGUCUUGAUGCCUGUUCAGCGGCCAUUAACUGCCACUUCCUCUGGUAACUCUGAGACACUGACACAAGCAUGUACGUACAAUCCAGCGCUACAUUUAAAAUCACUCUCACCUGUAAAAUACCAUCUGCAUGCUGUGUAACGCAGUGAGUUGUUUGGGAAAACGUUUUGUAUCCGUGUAUUCAGUGUUUUGGCACAUUGAGAGAUAGCCACACAUACAUGAGGCUCACGGUGUGAAAGAGACAGUGGCCAGAAGGGAUAAGGCCACCUUUGUCUUUUGAGCAGCUUCAAACUUUUAACCUCUGCCAUUAAGUGUCUGCACUGGGAUGUUGGACCAUUUCUCAAGAUGGAAAACCCCCAAGUUACGUAUGUUAAUGGAACCACUCUGGAAUUUAUUGGUGUGUAUGGGCGCAUUAUCACCCGGGAAUAUGGGAACAUCUUGAGGGAACAGCUCCAGCAGGUAAAACUGGGCUCGUAUGGGAAGUUUCAAGUCUGGUGCUCAUUCUGGCCGCAUGUAAAUCCACUGUGGGAUGUGGUCGGAGGUGUGGCCCUUCGUUUCACUGAUGGACACACUUAAAAACUUAACAGUCGCUUGCACUGACUUGAGUCGACUGCUCUUUGCAGUGAUCACACAUGUAUAUCAACAGUGUUGAAAACUAUCAAGACACAAAUUUCAAGACUUGUGGCUGAAUUCAUGUGGAAGAGAUACAGUGUCUGCCAACACUUACAUUUAAAGAGAGUAAAUUUAAGUUUGACACAGCAUCUCUACCACUCGCUGCUGUUUGGUUACCAGCUGAUAGAGAUUCAGUGUCGUUUUUGCUGCCACAUACCACCGGCAAUCAAUUUAAGCUGCUUUCCCCGCCCGUGCCGCUUUGUGAAAAGCUGCACGGCCUAAAUAAAGCUGAGCUGGUGACUUCACUCAAAAGACAUCACUUUUGAGUUGUUGAAAACUAAUUAAUACGUAGAUGCAGUAAAAGCAGUAGUUUCCGUCUGUGUUUCAUUGCUCUUAAACCCCUGGAGGUCCUUCUUACUCAGUCUUAAGUCAGUUUUUACUCUGUUCAUCAGAGCGGCUUCGGUUAAGGCUCUCGAACUUCAGAGAGCAUCGGACAGCAUCACCACUCCCAGAUUAUACCCAGCAGCAAGUAUCCUUUGUACUUUGUAAAUAACAUUUACUGCAAUAUUUAUAUUAUAAAAAAGAUUACAUUCAAGUAAUAAAGUGAAGUCAUAAAGUCCAACUAACCAUGCUGAUGUAAAGCUGCAUCGGGAGGUAAAAAAAAAAAAAAAUCCAGAUUUAAAGGGACAGUUCACCCACAAAACAAAAAUACAUAUACCCCCAUACAUUUACCCUCAACUGUAGUGCUGUUUAUCAAUCGUGUUUGUUUUGGUUGAGUUGUUGAGUGUUGGAGGUAGACGGAGGUAGAUGGCACUCGGAGCACCAAAAACAUACAUUUGAAAAACUCAACUGCAAUGUCUUUUUACAGAAAUCAUGAUGCCUUUCUCAAGAAAAUCCACAGACCUUGUUGUGAGCAGUUUCACGUAGGAACUAUUUUCUUUUUACACUACACCUGCCAGCCAUUUCACAGCACAGAACGAAGCGUGCAUCUGCUGAACGCGAGCCUCUCGUUUGUGGGUUGAUGCACGCUAACUACCGUGCGGUGAUACAGUUAGCGGUUGUAGUUCAAUAGCAGUAUUUGAUCAAACUGCUUAAACACUCUACAAAUCACACCAAAACUGUCUAGACUGAAAAAUAGAACUACAGCUAAGAGGAACGAAAUGCAUUUUUUAUUCUGAGGCGAACUAAACAUUUUGUGCUUUAGCCUCAUUUUCACAGUUCACACUCGGUUAUCCGAUCAUUGACACCAGCUUUCUUUUGUUCGCAGUAAAAUGUGCAAACUCACAGAAAUGUUGUCAGACUUCAGAUUUUGAGAAGCUCUGCGUUAUUCACCAGCUACACUGUCACGUGUCCAUAUACUGGUGUGACUGGAGUCCACUGUCCUAGUCUGCAGUGCAGGUUGUCACUGUUUGACACAUUUCGAACUGUGUUCUGGCAGGAAACUUGUGAUACAAUACGCAUCACGAUAUAGGGAAUAUAGGCCGGUGUUCUU